This is a messenger RNA of Helianthus annuus (common sunflower), 1316 nucleotides long. RefSeq names its product pentatricopeptide repeat-containing protein At4g18975, chloroplastic. The transcript has 2 exons. Lineage: Eukaryota; Viridiplantae; Streptophyta; Magnoliopsida; Asterales; Asteraceae. Gene Ontology annotation, molecular function: protein binding. The record is from RefSeq and is a predicted model, not a curated record. The coding region runs from base 378 to 1133 and encodes 251 amino acids.
GGUGUAUCGGGCGGUUAAACUGGUUUUACCGGAUAGUUUAACUGAUACAACCGGCCGGUUUGAACCGGUUUUUAAAACAUUGGUUUUACAGAUAAAAGAAAAAAAAGCGAGAUUAAUAAUAAAUAAAUUCAAUCCUCCGUAUCCAAGAAAUGCGUUCAUCUUCUCUGCCAGAAACCACCACAACAACUGACUGUCUGCUUGAAAUCGAACCUAUUUGCUGGAGAAUCGAAAUGAAUGAAUGAAUGGAUGUAUGAUCGAUUUGGCCCAUUGAAAUCGCUAACAAGAACUGUAGCUUGUUUAUGAUCAUCUAAUCAGAGCUUUAAGAAGCCAUUGUUGUUGCUGCUGCUACAUCCUUUAAAGUUAUAAGGUCGAUCACAAUGUGGAGGCCGGUAUUGAUGGCUAAAAUGGUUCGACAAUUCAGUUAUCUUGGACCCGUUCAGGCUCAGACCGUUGCAUACAUCCACAACCAGACAACUGUAACUACAACACCAAUGAAGCUACACACAGCCAAACCCGUAACCAAAUGCCAAAUAGGCGAAAACGUGUCAAGAAAUGAAAAAGUCAACUUUCUGGUCAAAAUAUUGUACGACCUUGACGAUAAUAAAGAAUCAGUGUACAACGCGCUCGACGCGUGGGUAGCAUGGGAACAAGAUUUCCCGAUCGGACCAUUGAAGCAAGCGUUGACUGGUCUCGAGAAAGAACAUCAGUGGCAUAGAAUCAUUCAUGUUAUAAAAUGGAUGUUGAGCAAAGGUCAAGGGACAACAAUGGGAACGUACGGGCAGUUGGUUCGGGCACUAGAUAAUGAUCAUCGGGUAGAGGAAGCACACGAUGUUUGGGUGAAGAAGCUUGGUGUUGACUUGCAUUCGGUCCCGUGGCAGUUAUGCCACCAGAUGAUUGGGGUUUAUUACAGAAACAAUAUGAUGGAACGGGCGGUUAGGCUUUUUAAGCGGUUGGAAGCGUUUGAUAGAAAACCGAGGGAUAAGAAGGUAGUGAAGAAAGUUGGCGAUGCGUAUGAGAUUUUGGGGUUGAUUGAAGAGAAAGAAAGAGUCCUAGAGAAAUAUAAAAGUUUGUUCAACGAGACACCGUCGUCUAAGAAAUCUUCAAGAACUUCGAAAAAGAAGUCAAAUGGCUAAUUCCACAUAGUUUCUAAAACGGAUGAGGUGGGUAACGGAUCAUACUGGGUUCAGGUUGAAACGUGUUGUUUUGAAAAAGUAUUAAUUUGGUUCUGACCCAAAUGGGUUCGCGUUGAAAAUGUAUGGUUUUCUUUCUUGUUUGAAAUAAGCAUCUGAACAAAAUUACAAAUUGUCAUUGUCUUA